GUGGCUGGUUGUGCUGAAGGGCGAGUGAUCUGCGGACUGGUGCAUCUGGCAUAGUAUCAGUUCUACAUCCAUCUCCUCCGCUGAGGGCAUACGGACUGUAAACAAAACAUAUAUUAUUGGAAUAUUUUUUUGUGGACAGCAUUGUUUUCGUGCAUUUUUUGCCAAAGUUGUGGUGAUGCGGCAGACAGUAUUCUAGGAUAUGUGAAGCGCUGGUGUGAUAACAUCGUUCGCAUGUGAUUCUUCAAGAUAGCAUUCUCAACUGGGACAAAACAUGGACUAAUCUUGAUUUAAUAAUGGGAUUUCAUAGACUUUCUUUUGCGCUUGGGCUAUUUUGCAUUUCUUCAGUUUGGGGAUUUGGGGUUGACCCAGCCUUACGCAUCAACGUUUUCAAUGAGCUGUUGCUUGGAGAGAUUGCUUCUGGGGGAGUCUCGCAGGUCCAAGGCUUCCACGACGAGUCCAGAGCUUUCAUUUUUCAAGGAGCUUCCCGUAAUGUGAGAGCAACAGACGAUGUGGCUGAGCGCAUGCUUAGGAAGUUGAAGAACAAGACUGAGUUCACCGUUGUGGCCACCCUCAAACAGGAGCGCCUCAACUCUGGAGUCAUCUUGUCCAUCCAUCAUGCUGACCAAAGGUUCUUGGAGCUGGAGAGUAGCGGGCAGAGGAACGAGGUGCGGCUCCACUUUCGGACUCAGGGCGGGCAGCCCCACACGGAAACCUUCCCCUACACUCUGGCCGAUGACCAGUGGCAUAAAGUAUCGCUGGCGGUCAGCGCCUCUCAUGUCGUCUUGCAUGUGGAUUGCAACAGAAUCUAUGAGAGAGUGGUGGACGUCCCAUCCAUGGAUAUUCCUGAAGGGACAUCCUUCUGGCUGGGACAAAGAAAUGGUGCACAUGGAUUCUUUAAGGGUACCAUGCAAGAUGUCCAGAUUCUUGUGAUGCCUCAAGGGUACAUCUCCCAGUGUCCAGAUCUGAACCGAACCUGUCCAACAUGCAAUGAUUUUCACGGACUUGUGCAGAAAAUCAUGGAACUGCAAGACAUUUUAGCCAAAACAUCAAGCAAGCUGUCCAUGGCCGAGGAGAAGAUGAAUGGGCUGGAUAGCUGCUAUUGUGAGCGGACCUGCAGCGUCAAGGGGGUGAUCUACCGGCAGGACGAGACCUGGACAGAUGGCUGCAGGAACUGCACGUGCACGAAUGGCACAGUGCAGUGUGAGACCAUCUCAUGCCCACCACCAAACUGCCCCUCGGGUACUGCCCCGACCUACGUGAAGGGAGCCUGUUGCAAGGAGUGCCAACCGGUGUGCCUGUUCAAUGGGAGGGAGCUGGUGGAGGGUGAAACCCGCACUGUUCGGGACAACGGCAUGUGCUUGUUACUAGAGUGCCUGGAUCAGACGAUGCGCAGGGUGGUGACCCCCAGCUGUCCGGAGUUGAACUGCCCCGAGGUGGAGCAGAUCACCCUCAUAGACAGAUGCUGUAAAAUCUGCAGAGGUUAUGACUUCUGCGUGGAGGACAACCCCUGCGUGGAGAACUCCGACUGUAUGAACCUGGAAGCAGCCGCCCGCUGCAGCUGUAAGGACGGCUUCCGGCCGCUCCGCGAUGACAACGCCUACUGCGAAGAUAUUGAUGAGUGCGCUGAAGGGAAGCACUACUGCCGUGAGAACACCAUGUGUGUCAACACUCCCGGCUCCUUCAUGUGCAUCUGCCACACUGGCUACAUCAGGAUCGAUGAUUACUCUUGCACAGAGCAUGAUGAAUGUGCAACCGGUCUCCACAACUGCGACGACAACGCGCUCUGCUUCAACACCGUGGGAGGCCAUAGCUGCUCCUGCAAACCUGGAUACACUGGCAACGGCACUGUCUGCAGAGCUCUUUGUGAUGGCUUGUGUCAAAAUGGAGGAACGUGUGUCUCUCCGAACGCCUGCGUCUGCCAGCAAGGCUUUACCGGGAAGAGGUGUGAAAAAGAUAUCGACGAGUGUUCCACCGGACUGGUGGAGUGCGACAGUCGCGCCUCCUGUGUCAACCUGCCCGGGUGGUACCACUGCGAGUGCCGGGAAGGCUACCAUGACAACGGGUUGUUCUCGGUCAACGGAGAGUCCUGUGAAGAUGUGGAUGAGUGUAAAACAGGGAGAAACACAUGUGCCAACGACACCGUCUGCUUCAAUGUGGAUGGGGGGUACGACUGCAGAUGCCCCCACGGACACAACUGCACCGGGGAUUGUAUCCAUGACAACAAGGUCAAGCACAACGGACAGAUCUGGGUGCUGGAGAAUGACAGGUGUUCCGUGUGUUCAUGCCAGAGUGGUCAGGUGAUGUGCCGACGAAUGGUGUGUGACUGCGAGAACCCCACGGUGGACCUCUUCUGCUGCCCGGAGUGUGACCCGCGGCUGAGUAGCCAGUGCCUGCACCAGAAUGGCCUGCUGACCUACGGCACUGGCGACUCCUGGGUGGAGAACUGCCAGCAGUGCCAGUGUCUGCAAGGUGAAGUGGACUGCUGGCCUCUCUCCUGUCCUUCAGUGGAUUGCGACUUCACGAUGGUUCCUGAGGGCGAGUGCUGCGCCCGCUGUGUCACCGACCCGUGCCAGGCCGACACCAUCCGCAACGACAUCACCAAGACGUGCACGGACGAUCACGGCAUCACCCGCUUCAGUGGCUCCUCCUGGGUCAAGCAUGGCACCGAAUGCACACUCUGCCAGUGCAAGAAUGGACACAUCUGUUGCUCAGUGGAUCCUAUGUGCCUUUAGUCUCUCUAAGGCGCUGAAGGCAUUUGUACAGUGUAGUCCAUAUAGAAGAAACUUGCAUUUCACCCCCUGCCUCCCGCCCCCCUCUCCCCGAAACUCUAAAUUAAACCAAAUUUAAAUGUGUAAUAUACCAAAUUGCUGACAAAAGAACCACCUCUACUCAUCUCUGCAGCUGAGGGGAACUGAAGAUCACAGACUCAUCAGAUAACAUCAUUCUGUAAAAUAUUAUAUACAGGCAUGACUGUACUAAGUGUUGAAAAUGUUUGUUCUGGUUUUUAAUUCUUUAAAAAAUUCAAAAGGCUAUAGACAUCCUAGAUAGUGAACUUCAGUGUAGUUCUCAUUUACCACAUAAUGGAGUCUUCUAUAGUAAAUGAUUCUAUAUCACUUUUUUUGCUCUUGGUUUGUUACUUUUUUUCAAAAUUUCAGUUGACUGUAUUAUAUGGCUUGUUAUUGUGUAAUGGUGAAAUAAAGUAUUUCCAUUUCC
Sardina pilchardus (European sardine) is the source of this 3213-nucleotide messenger RNA. Its product is annotated as protein kinase C-binding protein NELL2-like. The record is from RefSeq and is a predicted model, not a curated record. NCBI's taxonomy places the organism in Eukaryota, Metazoa, Chordata, Actinopteri, Clupeiformes, Clupeidae. The coding region runs from base 294 to 2732 and encodes 812 amino acids. Gene Ontology annotation, molecular function: protein kinase C binding; calcium ion binding; heparin binding. The transcript has 20 exons. Gene Ontology annotation, cellular component: cytoplasm.